GAGUCAAAAUCUAGUCAAGAUCCGAAAGAAUGUGCGAUGAAUAUGUUGAAAAGAUUAUGUGUGGAAGGCUCAAUGAAUGAAGACAUGUUCAAAGUUGGAUUAUCGAAGGUUUUCUUCAAAGCAGGUGUUCUGGCUCAUCUGGAGGAUCUUCGAGAUGCAAAACUCACGCAAUUGAUUUCAGGUUUUCAAGCCCAAAUACGAUACUUCUUUGCAUUGAUCGAUUUGAAAGAACGUGAAAAACGUUUCGCGGCUGCACUGAUUAUUCAACGUAAUGUUGGCCAAUGGGCUGGUGUGAUCGGUUGGAGUUGGUUCCGAUUGUACGUCGAUACGAUACCAAUCAUUCAAGAGGCGAAACGUGGGGAAAUUCUCGACACGCUUCGUUCGAACAUUGGCGAAUUCGAGCAGAAACUCGCUGGACGACAGCAAAAACGUGAUGCGCUUGAGCAACAGUUGAAGGCGAUUUGCGACGAAAAUGAACGAAUUGCCGAAGAAGUGCGCAAUUCAGCGAGUGGUAACGUAGAAGUGGAACACGAGAUGCAAAAAAUGUUAGAGCAACAAUCCAUUAUUGAGAUACAAAUCAAUGAGUCAGAAGCGAAACUGAACGACGAGAAACGAAAAACGGAUGCCGAAUGUGAAGCCGUUAGCAAACUAGCAAAAGAGCUGCACUCAAUGCAAUCAGCUUUACAGAAUACUGAGUUAACGAAAAGCAAAAUGAACGCUGAACAAAUGUCGCUAACGAAUCAGAUACGCUCACUCAGCAACGAGAUUGCACUUCAGAAACAAAACCUCACAAAACUCAGCAAACAAUCUAAUCAACAACAACAACUCAAUCAACAAAUCGUACAACAACUCGAAACAGCCAAAAAACAUAAUGCAGACCUGCAAAACGUUCAGUCAAGGCUAAUGAGCGCUAUUAGCGCUGCUGAAAGGUCGUUGGAUGCUCAGAAAACAGCCACCGCCGAUACGGAAAGAGCUAAAAGGAAACUGGAAGGUGAAUUGAAAGUGGAAGAUGAGAAUUUGAAAGAAGUUAGUAAGGAGAAGGAGGAUUUGGUGGGUGCGUUGCGACGAAAAGAGACGGCAUUACGUGAUGCGCGGAGAGAUGUUGACGAUCGACGAGCACUUCAGAGGAAAUUAGCAAAGGAACUGGAACGUGCGGAUGCACAUGUUGCAGAUACUGGAGAGGAACUUCGAAGUGUGCACGAGGCGCGAUUGAGCAUCGAGUCGAGUUGUGCUCAGAAGCAAUCCGAAAUCGAUGAACUUUGCGCUCAACUUGAUCAACAGACCAGCGCGAAUCAAACGCAACAAGAGAGAGGUAAACGACUGGACGUUGAAAUCGCUCAACUAAGACGUCGAUUCCAGGAAUCAAACGCCUCUCAUCAAUCCGAAAUCCGCUCAACAAAAUUCAAAAGUCAAACGGCGAAUGAUGAAUUGAAUGAUCAAAUUGCGGCACUGAAAAGGUACGUUGACAAAUGUAGUCAAGAGAACCGUCAAUUACGGAAACAGAUCGCAAAAAGUACAAAGGAACUGGAAGAAACUACCAAGGCGAAAACGGAUGCUGAAAAAACACUGGAACCUUCGCAAGAGGCGAUCUCUGAGCUUCGCACAAAGAGUGUCGAGCAACAGCAGGACUUGGAAGCAUUGAAUUCAGUGAAUCGUCAAGUAACCACGGAAAUCGGUGAGCUGAGGUCACGCCAAAAAGAACUAGAGCAAGAACUGGCUGAAAUGUUACUGGCGAAGACAUACGUGGUGAAGCAAUUGAACGAAGUGAGUGGAAUACGCACGGACGAGAGUGGCAAACGACAAGCUGUCAGUUCGCAAAUCAAAAAUCUAGAAUCCGAGAAACUUCGACUACAAGCAACACUGGAGGAUGAGAUGAGAAGUACGGAUGAGGCACGUCGAAAGCUAGCCGAAAUGAACGCUGAACUCGGGCAUUAUAAAGGUCGCUUCAAUGAAAUCAAUACAUUGGUUUCAAAUGAUACAGUUGAAAGUUUGAAACGGCAGUAUAGCGAACAAAUAGAAGAAUUACGUAAAAGAGUCGAAGACGCGAAUUUUCGAAUCGUUAACGCGGAAAAGGACAGAAUGAGAAUGUUGUGUGAAUCAGAGGAUAUCAAGAAGGAAGUGGAUCGUUACAAGGCGAUUAUAGCGCAGUCAGAAAGGCGAUCAAAUCAACUGAAUGCAGAGUUGAAUGAGUGGAAAAGAAAGGUCAGUGAAGUGAGUCAAUUGCUGGAUGAAGCACAACGCAAUGCACAAAUUCAAAGUGCUGAUUUAUAUGGUGAACAAACGACAUACGAUAAACUGAUAACGGAUAUGCAAUCAAUUGAACACGAAAAUCAGCAGCUACAAAAGGAGAACAACGAGCUAGGUGAACAGUUAGUGGAAGCAUCGAAAAUGCUGCAUGAAACGAGGAAACUAACGAGAAAUUUAGACAUGGACAAGCACGAACUGCAACAAACGAUCGAUCAAACAGAAACGUUGUUGGAGAUGGAGCAAGGAAAACUGGAGAACUUACGAAAUGAAAUGAGCAAACUCAAAGAAGAUGCUGACGACAGAUUGGUGCAUAAGGAUGAACAGACGGAAAACAUGAAAGUCACUCAUCAGCGAGCGAUUCAGAGCGUGCAGGAAUCAUUAGAGGCGAUCAAAAAUGAAAAAGCUGAAUUAAACCGUACGAAAACAAAGCUUCAAUUGGAUGUUAACGUGUUAAUUGACGUGAUACUUUGUCUGGAAAUGAUUUCACGCAAUAAUGUGGCUAGAGUGCACUGNGUAGCAGCCAUUGAGUCUGAGAAAGAGGAUUUAAAUAAAAAGGCGGACCAGAUGAAGAAUUCUUUGAAACAGUUCGGAAAUGAGAUACAAGAAAUGAACGAACAUAAUGCUGACUUGUCUGCAAAAAGCAACGAUAUAAGUCUGGCACUGAAGAAGCUUGAAGCCGACAAACUGAUAGCUGCGACUCAACUGGAUGAAGCAUUCAACGAACUGAAAACCUGUGAAGAACGCUCGAAACAAAUCAGAGCUGAUGGUGCGCGUUUCAGCGAGUUACUGGCCCAACAACAAAAGCAAUCUGAACAAACUGAUCAACUCAAAAAAGCGCUUGAAGUUCAAAUCAGAGAACUACAAUCCAAAAUUGAUCUGUCUGAAAUGACAAUUCUACGCUCUACGAAGGGUAGCGGUACACUUCUGGCUAAGCUCGAGUAUCGCUAUAAAACGCUAACGGCUGAAAUUGAACUGGAAAAACAAAAAUAUCAACAGGUCGCAAAGACGAUUGCGAAAUGCGAACGUAAGUCGAAGCAGUUGCAAUUUGAGAUUCAGGAAAAUGAGAAUGGCAUCAAUAGAUUGCGUGAAACCUCCGAAAAACUGCAGCGUAAACUGAAGGAGCAAAAAACACUCAUCGAUGAAGCGGUAUGUUCAUUUGGCAAAUUCUUUGAAAUUCACUGA
Molecule: messenger RNA, 3429 nt
Organism: Anisakis simplex (herring worm)
Lineage: Eukaryota; Metazoa; Nematoda; Chromadorea; Rhabditida; Anisakidae
Source: the annotation of a GenBank genome assembly